This is a messenger RNA of Anolis carolinensis (green anole), 12045 nucleotides long. RefSeq names its product Rho GTPase activating protein 32 (gene arhgap32). NCBI's taxonomy places the organism in Eukaryota, Metazoa, Chordata, Lepidosauria, Squamata, Anolidae. The transcript is spliced from 24 exons. Gene Ontology annotation, cellular component: fibrillar center; actin cytoskeleton; Golgi apparatus. The record is from RefSeq and is a predicted model, not a curated record. Gene Ontology annotation, molecular function: protein binding; phosphatidylinositol phosphate binding; GTPase activator activity. The coding region runs from base 569 to 6964 and encodes 2131 amino acids. Gene Ontology annotation, biological process: small GTPase-mediated signal transduction.
UAAAUAUUAAUAGUCUUUCCAAUGCAGCAUCAGACCUUCGUCGAGGGGGAAGAGCUGAAUUUCAAAGAGAUUAAGUGACCUGCUCAAGGUUAGGUUGCAUUCCGUGUGCAAAUUUGCUCUUAUUUUAGUUCGACACAAUCUGUGGAGUUAGCAACAGAAAGAACGGCAGAAUACACACUGGAAUAUAUGCUCUUUAUUGGGCUGGUUAAUGGCACAGUAUUAUAAAGGAAUCCUGUUUUGUGCCCCCCCCCCCCCCCCCUUCAAGCCACAGCCUGGAAAGGGUUACAGUUGAAAUGCCUGUAGCAGUCCGGAGAAAAUGUGAAUCAUUGAGUGAGGAAAGAAUGGGAAGCCGGUGUUGCAAGCUGUUUUAUGGCUCUGGGUCAGGAUUUUUGCCAAGCAUGUAUGUUAAUGGUACACGCUUUUCAGCUUGGCAGAGGUGAAACAUAUUUGUGUGCCUGUGCCCGGGUGGCCAGAGGGAGAGGAGAGAAGUAACUUUUGGUUCCCAGCCCUUUCCCUUGGCGCCUUCCUCUCGCCAGCUGCUUCUGCAGUGUGUGGAUGCGUGAGCAACAUGGAGGAGGGAGGGACAUCGGCUGCUGCUUUUACCAAUAUCUCUUUGGCGGCUUCCACUGCAGGGGCUGCAAGGACGGGAGGCAAUCUGGAUGAAUCCGAAAGGAUGAUGAAGUCCUCUCUACAUUCAGAAGAGGAUGAUUUUGUUCCAGAGCUUCAGAGAAGCAUCCAUCCCCGCGAAAGACCCGACUGGGAAGAAACUCUUAGUGCAAUGGCGAGAGGAGCAGACAUCCCUGAGAUUUCAGGGGAGCUACCGCUGCGGACAUGUGGGAGCACAGCCAGCAUGAAAGUGAAAAAUGUGAAAAAGUUAUCCUUUACCAAGGGCCACUUUCCAAAGAUGGCUGAAUGUGCCCACUUCCAUUACGAAAAUGUGGACUUUGGAAAUAUUCAGCUUUCACUCCCCGAGGAACAAAAUGAAAUAACGAGGAAUGGCUGCGAGUCCAAGGAACUUGUCUACCUUGUACAAGUCUCCUGUCAGGGCAAGAGCUGGAUUGUGAAGCGGAGUUAUGAAGAUUUCAGAGUGCUGGAUAAGCAUCUUCAUCUUUGUAUUUAUGACCGGCGCUUCUCUCAGCUCUCAGAGCUUCCCCGCUCAGAUGCCUUGAAGGACAGUCCAGAGCUUGUCACUCAAAUGCUGAUGGCUUACCUGUCACGCCUCUCCGCCAUAGCAGGCAACAAGAUAAAUUGUGGACCAGCCCUCACAUGGAUGGAGAUUGAUAACAAGGGGAAUCACCUCCUCGUCCAUGAAGAAUCUUCCAUUAAUGUUCCUGCUAUCGCAGCUGCCCACGUUAUCAAGAGAUAUAUUGCUCAGGCAGCAGAUGAACUGUCUUUUGAGGUGGGAGAUAUUGUGUCUGUUAUUGAUAUGCCCCCAAAAGAACUGACUACAUGGUGGAGGGGAAAGCAUGGGUUUCAGGUGGGAUUCUUUCCUAGCGAAUGUGUGGAACUAAUUAAUGACAAAGUUCCUCAGUCUGUGACCAACUCCGUGCCAAAACCAGUUUCCCCUGCCCAUGGAGCCCGCCCAGCAUCCUGGAGCUACUUUCCCCCCUAUUUGGAGAUGGAUAGUGUAAAGCAAGGUUCAGCCUAUGUUUCAGAGCCUUUGAACCAAUCCCAUCUGAGCUCAGUGUCCAAAAAACACGGCAAGCUUAUCACGUUCCUGCGCACAUUCAUGAAGUCUCGGCCAACGAAACAGAAACUGAAGCAACGCGGGAUCUUAAAAGAGAGGGUUUUUGGCUGUGACCUUGGAGAGCAUCUCCUUAACUCUGGUCAUGAUGUCCCCCAGGUUCUCAAGAGUUGCACUGAAUUUAUCGAAAAGCAUGGCAUUGUGGAUGGAAUAUAUCGCCUCUCCGGGAUUGCGUCCAAUAUCCAAAAGCUACGGCAUGAGUUUGACUCGGAACAAAUCCCUGACUUGACAAAAGAUAUAUAUAUUCAGGACAUACACUGUGUGGGUUCGCUCUGUAAGCUCUACUUCCGCGAACUCCCAAAUCCUCUUCUCACCUAUCAGCUCUAUGAGAAAUUUUCAGAUGCUGUAUCUGCCGCAACAGAUGAAGAACGUUUAGUUAAAAUCCAUGAUGUCAUCCAGCAAUUACCCCCACCUCACUACAGGACGCUAGAGUUCCUAAUGAGGCAUUUGGCUCAUCUUGCCGAUUACUGUGCCAUCACAAACAUGCACACAAAGAACCUGGCAAUUGUCUGGGCACCAAACUUGCUAAGAUCAAAGCAGAUAGAAUCUGCUUGCUUCAGUGGAACAGCUGCCUUUAUGGAGGUGCGAAUCCAGUCAGUUGUUGUGGAAUUCAUCCUCAAUCAUGUCGAUGUUCUUUUCAGUUCUAAGCUAAGCUCAGUCAUUCGAGAGAGUGCAGGUCACAGCUCCUUGUCACGGCCCAAAUCCCUGCUGGUGUCUUCUCCCUCCACAAAGCUACUCACCUUGGAGGAAGCUCAGGCGAGGACUCAGGCCCAGAUAAAUUCCCCUAUUGUGGCAGACAGCAAGUACAUCGAAGUGGGAGAAGGACCGGCUGCUCUACAAGGAAAAUUCCAUACUAUCAUAGACUUUCCAUCGGAAAGAAAGAGGCCACCCGCUAAGGUGAAAAAGUCACCUGUGGGCAGCUGGCGCUCCUUCUUCAACUUGGGGAAAUCCUCAUCACUCUCCAAACGGAAACUGCAGCGCAAUCCCAGCGAACCCUCCGAAAUGAAAGCCAUCGCCCUAGCAGGAGGGCGAGGAGACAGUGGGACCCUGCGCUCAGCUAAAAGUGAAGAGUCCCUCUCCUCUUUGCAUGCUAUUGAUGGUGAAUCUAAACUUUUUCGACCGCGAAGACCAAGGUCUAGCAGUGACGCAUUGUCCGCUUCUUUUAAUGGGGACCUCCUGGGAAACAUGAACCGCUGCAAUUCCUAUGAUAACCUUCCCCACGGCCAUGGGAAUGAUGGGGAAGAGGGGCAUAUCCAUGUUCCUGCACUCAUCUCUCCACGGUCAUCUGAGGAUGUUGACCUGAGCCCACCAGAAAUCGGGGUGGCUAGUCUGGAUUUUGACCCCAUGUCUUUCCAAUGCAGCCCACCAAAAGCAGAGUCCGAAUGUCUCGACAGCAGCACUUCCCUCCUGGAGUCAGUAGACUUCAAUAAGGACAAGCAAAGUACCUUUAAGAAGGAGUUAGACUCAGGCAGCCAAUGCCAGACCCCUGGCAGUGCCACAAGCUCUGAACCAGUUUCCCCCUUUCAAGAGAAGACCACGAGUCCCUUCUUCACGCUAGACUUGAGCCCAACAGAAGCAAAGCCACCCAAACCCCAGUCUUUCUCAGAGAAAGUCUCCCAUGCCUUUUCCCCCAAGAUGGGGCGAAAGCCAAUCAGAUCUCCACCACUGCAUAUCUCAGAGCCAGUUUCCUUCACUAUCAACAGCCGAAUGCCAGAUGUUGUCAUUGGAGGGGUGUCUGGAAAUACAGGCUCUUCAGACUGGACUAAAGGAAAUGCGAACAUUAGUGAAGCUGCGGCCAUACCUCCACCCCAGCUGGUAACAUCCCCAUUAAAAGAUAAUGACAUGAAACCUGGUGAAGGACCCCAACACAAGUUCCAGAACCAAGAAGAUGCUAAGAAACUAGAUCUUCAAAAAGAGAUGGAACAAUCCAUGCCCAGCAGCAGCCAGAGUAAGCCUGUACCUUCUGGACAGACACAGCCAGGAGCAGUUACACUCGACUCCCCCCAGGAUGCUGUUCCAGUCAAUUCUCUCUCUGUUGUCCCUCCUCCUCCUCCAAAAAAUGCUGCACGUAUAUUAGCCUUAGCCCUGGCAGAAUCUGCCCAACAAGCCUCUGUUCAGUCCCAGAAGAAACCGGAUGUUCAUUCUGAGUGUGCCACCUGCACAGAGACUGAGAGCGGUGGAACGGUAGAAAAGUUCCAUCCAUAUCCUGGCAUUACCCCAGAAAAGUUCCACCUCUAUUCUUCUCUGAUAGAGAGCCAACUAAAUUUUCCAAUUACUACAUCUGGAGAUCACCACAGGAGUGGAUUCCCUGCUGAUCAAAACAGUAGCAUGGCAGAGGGUAGCAAUCACCUCCAUGUUGGCUACCCAGGAUUUCGGGACCACCCCCCUCUCCCUGCUGACAUACCUGGAAACUUUCAUAGUGGCAACAGUAUGGGUUGGGACCAUGCCCACUUCCAUCCAUGCAUGUUGGGCGACACACGCCAUCCUCCUCAUUCUGCUGUAACUGAGGGUCAGAACCACUCUGAUCCUUGCACCAGAGAACCUGUUCAGUCAGAACCACCCACCACAGAGAUCCUUGUAGAAAACCCUCCCCUCCAUCCCUGUCUGUCUUUGGAGAAGAAUCAAGUCCAUAAUAGCAAACCUCAUUUUCCCAUCAGCACGGCAGAUGACAAACUCCAGUUUCCUCCUGUAACUUCUGAAGAGAGAACAGCUGCCACAGUUCUGGCAUAUAUGGCAAAGAACCAGACAGCAGCCACUGAAAUCGACACCAAUCAGAACAUUGUUCCUCCCCAGCCGACCACAGUCAGCACUAGCAACGCUCGGGAUGAAGCAGGUCUUGCGACUGCUGAGUACACUCUUGCAGGCAGCCACCAAGUUCCACCGCAGAGACCAGGGGACUACCAGCCAGCCAUGGGGCAAGCUCCGGCCACUAAAGCUGCUUGUGACUUCAAUCAGGUACGAAGGGAGGCAACUGCAGAGAAACUCCCUGAGCCUCGAUCAGCUGAACCGGCUCCUAUUUUCAUUCCUGAGGGCAGUGCCGCAAUCCAGUGUACAUCAGCCACCCCAGUGGCCACGUUUCACCAAGGGCAUUUGGAAAAGACCCGAGAGAAUGCCAGGGCUCCUCCUUUGCACCUGAGGUCUGAGUCUGUCCCAGCUGCAUCGUCUUAUGGAUUUACCCCUCCAGUCCCUCCUGUGAGAACAAUGGAAAGUAAAAUAGCAGCAGCAAUGCAUUCAAACAGUGUGGACACUGUGAACCCAGCCACAUACCAUUCCUAUAUGGCUCCCUCCACACUGCAACUAACAGGAGAGGAUCCAAUGUUGCCACCACCACCACCUCCACCACCACCUAAACAGGUUUCCCUUCAGUCUACCUAUUUCUCUCAUCCAAAGGCAGAGAACACUGCAGAUCCUCCAGCAUCAGAGAACUGUGGGCAUCACAAGCCAACAUCCAUCCAUCAAUACAGAGCUGAAAGCAUGCCAGGGCACUUGUAUCACAGCAAGUCUGAGCAACACCCAGGCUAUCCUUCUCUGGCAGAGACCGCUCCCUCCAUGGGCUCCAGGUAUGGUGCAUAUGCCACUCAAGGGAAGAGCGCAUCUGUCCAUCACUCCAAGCCUCGCAGUCGAGUGGAAUACGUGUCCUCCAUGAGCCCACCAAUGAGGAGCUCUAGUUAUGCUGAGGAGACCCCACCUUAUCCCACCAUCCGUAGAGUGCACUCGCUGCACGUGACUGCUCCCUCCACGAUCCGAUCAGUCCCCAUCUCCCGUACAGAGGUGCCUCCUGAUGAUGAGCCCCUUUAUUGCCCAAGACCUCUCUACCAAUAUAAGCCAUAUCAGCCCCAUGCAGAUUAUCAUGUCACACAGCUACAGCCUUACUUUGAGAAUGGGCGGGUUCAUUACCGGUAUAGCCCCUACUCGAGCUCAUCUGGCUCUUCGUGCUAUACUGCCGCCGAUGGUGGACUUUAUGACCUGGAUCCUUAUGGCACUAUGAGAGUGAGGCAGUUUCAUCCUUUCCCAGGCAGAGACUUUGCAUCUUAUUCCAAGCAGACCAAAAGUCUCUAUCGCUAUCCAGGCCUACCCCCAUAUCCACGGGGAGGCUUUGUUGGACACUUGGCAGGUAAAGAACACAGCUUCGUCAGCAGGGAUGUCCCACCUGCUCCCGAUGUCAAGCCCAUGUAUGUCUCCUGGGAUUUGGAGGACAUGGAAAAAUAUCGGAUGCAGUCCAUCCGUCGAGAGAGCCGUGCUCGCCAGAAAGUGAAAGGGCCCGUCAUGUCCCAAUAUGACAACGUCGCCCCUUCGUUACAGGAUGAAUUACGAACUGUGGAUGUUGUUCACAUGCGCAGCAAAUCUGAUCCUGGGAAAACUGGACUCCUUACAGUUGCUGAUGGAAAAGAAGGGAGAUACCCAGGCAAGGGAGGCAGCCCCGAGGGAGACGAACGUUAUUAUGUGCCCCAUCCAGAACCUGAUGUCGAUAGAGCCCAUUACCAUGGAAACUAUGGGAAUGGGCAGUCGGAGAAACCUUGUCUCCCUCAAAAGCAAAGCAGCCUCAGGAGUCGAAAGCAACACGAAGUGAGCUGUAAUUCAGCAGAGCACAGAACACACCUGCCACAUGAAGCGAGCCAUAGGCAGCCCCUGGAUUCCAAAAAUGGACCAUCAUAUCCCGAUUACCGGUCAAAGGGCCAUCAGGAAUUGUCAGAAUCCAUUGGAUAUCAUCACUCUGGUGGGAAGUAUGUCCCAGCUGCUCACGAUGCCUCGAGACUAAAUCAUAAAGAGGUAAAACUGGCGGAGGACAAGCCUGAUGUGGAGCGACCUCGACCCAGGCCAUCCGCUUCUGCAGAAAAGCAUUCCAGAGACUGCUACAAGGAGAGUGAGCACUAUGGACAGCCUGCCGCAGUACCUCCUCCUAAACCGGAACGGAGCCACAGCCUCCGACUCCAACACCUGGAGAGCGGGGAGCGGGACCCCAGUGGCCUCCUUUACCCGUACCAAACCCUUGGCAAACGCCAAAGCACUAUGACCGUUGUGUCCCAGUAUGAUAACUUGGAAGAUUACCAUACCAUGCCUCAGCACCAAAGAGGAGGGGGCUAUGCUGGAGGAGGGGGCUUUCUUCCCCCUUUUGCUCACCCACACAGUAGGACUUACGCCACAGCCCUGGGCCAAGGAGCUUUCCUUCCCACAGAGCUUUGCCUACAGCGGCAAGAGACUGAGAUCCACGCAGAGUGACCUGGGUGGCAGAAGAAGGGAUAGAGAGUAAGCAGCCCCUGCUGGACAGUGGACUGGUCUAUUUUUUCAGUGAUAACACAAAAUUUAAAAAAAUGCAUCAAAGCAACUCCUGCCAUUAGCCCCCCCCCCCAAACCACUCAACUCCAGCCCUCCCUCCACCAUGCUGCUUACUGUUUUUUAUAUUGCAAAUGUAUAGUGUCGUUCCCCCCCCCCUCAUAUUGUUUAACAAUAGAUUGCAACCAUCAUGCAGGCUUUUGUUUAAACUUGAGAUAAACGGAAAUUAGAGCUGGAAAUAUAGGAAAGGGGAUAUGCUGUGAAGGGUUCUCACAUCCUUGGAUUUCCAGACCUAUAGCUUUGUCACUAUUCUCCAGAAUCCUGUGCAUGAUAAUAUGUAUUUAUCAGUUGAUACGGAUAUUUCUUCUCCAGGUAAAAGUCCCUUAAUAUGUGACCAAUAGAGAGAUUUAUAGAAUGACAAGCUUUCAUACAUAAUUGAACUUGGUAUUUUAGCCUCCACGCACUAAACUCUAGGAAGAGAUUAUUUUAUAUUAUUUGUUCCAUGUUUGAUUUUUUAAAAUUAAUAAUAAUAAUAAUAAUAAUAAUAAUAAUAAUAAUAAUAAUAAUAUGGUACCCAUUCCCCUAAAUGUUCUCUCAGUGCUUGUUAAAUUCGGCUCGAAUCUGAAAUCGGUCAGUUUUCGGGAAAAAUUGGAUAUGGUCCAUGGAGGUGGAAAGAAAAAGCAAAAUGAUCUAGUCUGUUUCAGUGCUUUCUCUUAAGAAAUCCAUUCUUAGCUGCUUCAAAGAUUGGGAUAUAUAAACCUCAGGAUGAUUAGCAUUAUUUUGAAUGGAGCUGAUUUACUCAAGCUGACAGGUAAUACUUACAUUUAUAACAUUUUAGGAUCCCCUUUCAUGACAAAUUUGUUUCCCUAAGUAGUCCUCUAACUGGAUAUUUGGCAGUCCUCAGCUGGAUGAGCCCAACUGAAAGAGUAGCCCAGCCCAGCCCAGCUCCCAGUGCUUUCAGUAGGGAGAGUUGCAGUAUAUUCUGCAUAAGGAAUGGGCAAGCUGAUUUAACUCCCCAUUAAAGUAAGUCCACAAAGUAAUUAUUAUUGUUCCGCCUCUGUCUUCAUUGCUGAUUAUUUGUUAGUUAUGACAAACAUGCACCCAUGAACCUGCGAAUUCAGUGACCCAACUUCUUCAUGUCCUGAAUUGGCUUGACCUAAGGGUUAGUUAACUUUGUUGCAGCACACACCUGUCUAAUGUGUUGUUGAGGCAGAUAUGAAGGACCCAUGGCCCUCCAGAUGUUGUUAGAGCCCACCUUUGAUCAGUCCCAGCUACCAUAUCUAAUGAUUGAGCCACAGCCUAGCAUUUGAGAAGCCACAGGAUGAUUUCACCUUAUAUGUUUUUAGCAUUUAGAUUGGCGGUGAGGUGCACAAGCUGGUGUACCAUCUCCCUUAUUUUUUAGGUAUCUGUAGCAACAGAACCGUAUAUUAGUUUGCUUUUGUGGUGAAGUUAUAAAUAUCCAGUGCUUUUAAACAUGAUGUCUUUUCUGGAAAGGGAGGAAGUAGAGACCUCAGACUUGUGCAUAAUCUUAGGAAUCAGAACAGUAAAGACCCCAGUUAUGCACUUACGCCAUCAAAAAAUCCAGCAUUCCAGUAGACAAAAUGCUGAGUUUCUGCUUGUUGUCAUGAAAAAAGCCCCUCUAUAGUCCCGCCCAGGUACGAAUGUGUUCUUUAUCUGGAUCAUCAAAACUCCGUAGCUUAAUUUAAGUCCAGAAGAUGUGCUCAGAACAGAUUUUUAAUCAUUUGCAGAUGAUGAGUAUCACUAGAAGGAAGACAUCUUAGAGCAGUGGUUCCCAAACUUAUUUGGCCUACCACCCCCUUUCCAGAAAAAAUAUUACUCCGCGCCCUGGAAAUUAAUUUUUAAUUUUUUUUAAUAGCAAUUAAACAGAAAGAUAUAUGUACCUGUGGCCAUCACUGUUCCCCUGGAUUGCUGCAGCGCCCACUUUGGGAAUCACUGUCUUAGAGCAUAAGUUUUGUUCAUUGGCAUUCCAUACUUUUAAAUAAGAAAAUGUUUGAAGGGGCACAAAAUCUGUCUUAAAGGCAACAUGUUGUUUGGUCCUCUGGACCUCCCAGAUUGGUUUGUCACAAUAAGAAUAGUCUGUCUCUUUUGUUUAUCCUUGUGGUAUGAAUUAUUUUCAAGGUCUCCACAUUGUUUUAAGUGGGUAUCAUUCCUGAAUGUGCUAAGUGUAUGUUUAGUGGCCAGAAAACUCACUGUGAACCAGGUUUACCUCAGCCUUCUCCCUCCUUAUAAAGAACCUUAAAUCUUUUUGAUUUAGUAGGUUAAUAAAAAAUAUAUAGAUUAGGCAUCCCAGCCUGCUAGUUGUGUGGAGCAAGCCAGUUCCACCAUCUGUUUGGAGUCCUUGCGUAUCCAUUCAAGUGAAUCCUUGCUGUGACCCACACAGGUUUCCUCUUUAAACCCAUAUAAUUUUUACAUUUGAAUUCUUCACACUGUAAAAAUGGCUGCAUAGGUUCUCUUGGGGGGUUAAGGUAACAACAUAACUAUUGUGUUUUAGGAUAUAAAAUGUUCAGGUAGUGAAGCUGUAGGGCAAACCUCUGUCUUCACAAAAGCCUUAAUUUUCCUUGUAUCCUCUCCAUAUAUUGGCCUUAAGUUAUCUGCCCUCCAGGUAAGAUCAGAAGCAAGCUAACUUAUUGUAAAGUUGUAAACUUUGUACAUCUUCAUGCCCAGUGGCAGUAGAAAUCAAAAUCCAAAAUUGAAAAUGUUUCCGUUCACCCGGUCAAGAGAAAGGGCCUCACAGGUUAGGUUUCGGAUGCUCAUUACUUUCAAAUCAUUUCCUUAAACCGCACUUUCAGCCCCCUUGCCCCACAGUCAGGAUAUCUAGCCUAGUUUUGAAACAAUACCUUGAAUUCAGUCUUCCCUUGUAUAGUAUGUGUCACCUAGGAUUUUAGUGUGUGAUCACAAAUGAUUUGAGGGCCAUCUUCCCAAGAAGAGCUGCACAAUAGUGUGAUUGAGCAGCCUUGACCAUAAAAGGGAGUCAAUGUUUCUUAAGCUUGAAGAGCAAGUGACAGUUGCCUGUUCCCCUAUAUUUUUGCCACUGCCUUGCCUUGAUCAAAAAUAAAAUCUGCCACCAAUCCCGCUCAGCUCACCUGCCUAGCUAAGAAAGCCAUAAAAUUAACUAUGCAGUCCUCUUCAUGUACUAUGGUUAAUUUUGGAACUCAGAGUUUUAGGGAACUCUGCCUCUUUAUCCAUUCCUUGUGUUUGUUGUGGAACCCAGUCACAGCUCCACUCUCACAGGAGUAGUAACCUCCAUUGAGCUAAAAACUGGGGAGGGAAUAGAUAGACAGCUUCCUAUCAGUUGAAGAAGUAGGGAAAGCCCUCCAAAAGAAUCCCAAAGCCAGGUGAAGAGUCAGCCAUAAAUCCUAGCUCUUAUCCCCGGUAGCAGCCUGCCUGAUGGCAAAAGAGUUAUCCUGACAAGAACCCCAGUUUGGCAAAUUCUCUCGAUCCUUACUACUCACUGCCUUUAUCUGCUUGCUGAGAUUUCAGCAAAGCUGCUUUUUCCCAGCCUUAGAGGCCUGGUUUGCAAUUUCGCUCUCACUUCAUGCACACGCUUCUAAAACCAACUUUGCAUGUCUGCCAAGAGGCAAAAUCAGGGGCUUCAUUGUGGGCUCUGUCAGUAGAGGUAGAAGGUACUUGUGAUCCUGUGUAGUUGCUCAUAAUAGUAAAAAAAAUGAUCAGGUUAAAAUUUUAUGCAGAUGACAGUGAAAACAAUUGUGCCUAGGCCUUUGAGAACAUAACCAGGGGAGAUGGCAUAUUACCUGGAGGGGUUCACAACGAAAAUUGCACAGCUGUGGCAGACAUUGCUGCUGACAGCCAGAAUUUGCUUGAAAUAAUGUACCCUUGUAGCUAGAAGAGAUCUUGGACCCUUGUGUAUUCUUCAGGAUUGUCAGUUGGGUACAAGAUGAGACUCCAGCAGCUUUGACUUGGAGCAAAAGGAAAUACGAUAAAAGUCUGUCAAUCAGGCUGAAGGUACCUGUCCUCUCUUGGCUUUCAAAUGCCAGUGUUCAGCUGUCCCUUCACAAGACCACUGUCAUUUGACCAUCACAAAGCAGGGAGAGGCACAGAUAUGCUAGCAUUAAGAAUAUGGUGCCUCUCUAUGACCCUUCUUCCCAUUGCCCACCAAAGAGCAAGGGCCGGGUCGGGAAGGACUGCUGUGCUGAACGGGAACAAAAGGGAAGAGGGGACAGGUACCUUCCUCUAACUUGACAGAGUUUUGUGCAUCUUCUUGGCUCUUUGAUCAGUUCAAGAUCAAACCACACCUUCUAUCCAACCUGGCAACCCUAGUGUUCUUUCAGCCCCACCUCAUUCAUUUCACUUGGUACGUUGAUGGCAAAGUGUUGACUGACAACAGUGUGGCAUUAUAUGGUAGGGAACAAAAAUGUAGACUUUUUGGUUUCUGUUUUGCUUUUUCAAGGCGGCUUUAGCAUGACAUUUUCUCCAAAACCUUGUGCAAUGGAAACUGAGGCAACGGGCAUGGUACAGUUUGACAUGUGCUCAGUAACUUCAGUGUCUACAGUAAGUUUUAUAUUGUAUAGUUCCAGUGCAAAAUGAACAAGAAAUGGUUGUUGUGCAGCUUACUUUCCUGCUGUGGAAAAACUUGAGUUGUCUUUUUUGAGCCACACAAGAGAACCACCCAAGAAAGACUUGGGUGAUCUCUCGGUCUCUUCUUCUCUUUUAAUUUAUAUAGUGUCUUAUUUUUUAUUCUUUAUUUUAUACUUUUGUGUGCGAGAAAUUGGUGUAAAAUGUAUAUGCUGAUGAGCUCAUGCUCUUUUAAUGUAAAUAUCUUUGUGACAUCCUAUUCCCAUCCAUCUCUUGUAAAUAUUUAGAAUAUCUUUUUUUUCCCACACUGAUACGGAGCGGAUGUGUUCCUUUUUUUCUUUUUUUAAUUUGUACUGUAAUGCUAUGAUCAGAUUUGAGGUGUCUUGUGCUAUUAAAAAACCAACAACCGACCUGACAGUCCCACAAAACUCAGAUGUACAGCUCAGCAAUUAAUGAAGCCAGGUUAAAACUUA